UCAUCUCUAUGCGUGCUACCAUUGGAAAGUUUGAGGAGUGAAAAAGUUUGGAGCUUAUCAACUGGAAAUAGGCUUCUAACAUUGAAGUCCCACACUGAUGGAGUCACUUGUCUGCAGUUCAAUGAUGAAGUGAUAGUGUCAGGAUCAUACGACAAGACAGUGAAACUGUGGGACUUCUCAGUUUGUUAACUUUGGGUUUAGUUUAAUAUUUUUCUUCACAUUUUGUAUACUUCAUACAUUUU
Molecule: messenger RNA, 242 nt
Organism: Geodia barretti
Lineage: Eukaryota; Metazoa; Porifera; Demospongiae; Tetractinellida; Geodiidae
Source: the annotation of a GenBank genome assembly